Molecule: messenger RNA, 1757 nt
Organism: Plasmodium gaboni
Lineage: Eukaryota; Apicomplexa; Aconoidasida; Haemosporida; Plasmodiidae
Product: duffy binding-like merozoite surface protein
Exons: 1
Cellular component (GO): membrane
Molecular function (GO): host cell surface receptor binding
Source: RefSeq, a predicted model, not a curated record
AUGAAAAUAAUACUGAAUAUGAUCCACAAAAGGUAUGUAAUAACGUGGGUUCUUUUGAUCAUUGUCCUAGAAAAGAUUUUGAUUCAAGAUAUGAUUGGCAUGGUGGAUUUGUAAAAAAUGUUUCAGGAAAUAACAAGGGAGUACUCAUGCCUCCAAGAAGAAGAAAAUUAUGCCUCUUACAUAUCAAAUACGGUAAUAGAAGAAUAAAUAAUGAGGAAAAAUUAAGAAAUGAACUUCUUAAAGCUUCUUCUGGGGAAUCACAAUCUUUAUUUAAAUUUUUUCAAAUAAAAGAUUCCAAUUCAUUUGUAUCUAUAAAGUAUAGUUUUGCUGAUAUAGCAGACAUAGUAAAGGGAACAGAUAUGAUGGAUAGUCAAACUUCAAAAUAUAUAAAAAGCAUAUUUGAUAAAGAAAAGAAAACUGAUCCUAAGGAUUGGUGGAAAAAUAAUAGAGAAAGUAUAUGGGAGGCAAUGAUGUGUGGACAAAAUGGUAAAAAAAAAGAUGAAAAAUUUCCAGCACAUGAUAACAUUGAUGAAAUACCUCAAUUUUUUCGAUGGUUUAGAGAAUGGGCAACAAUGUUUUGUAAAGAAUAUGAAACGGAAAUGCAUUACUUAUCAUCAGUAUGUAUUCCAAAGAAAAAUAAAAAUCCAACAGAUUCAUCUUCCGAUGAAUCUUCGAGAGAAACGAAAUGUGAUAAUGCCAUAAAAAAUUAUGAAAAAUGGUUUAAUACAAGACGUCCUGAGUGGAUUGAUCAAAGCACCAAAUAUAAUAGGGACAAAAGUACAUAUGAACAUGCAAAAGAAUUAUCACCUGAAGAUUAUUUAAAAAAACAAUGCCCUGAGUGCCUUUGUACGAAAUCAAAAAUUACUGAUCUAUUUGAUAAAGAAUUUGAUAAGGAAAAGUUAUUAAAGUUAUUAAAGGAAAGGGCAUCCAGUCAACAAACGACAUCUGUCACUUCUGUGGAAACUGCACGAGCAGAAUCUCCAAAUACUACUGUUAAUGAAGGACAACACGUUGAAGAAAACGCACAUCAAGGUACUGCUACAGCUCCAAUAUCUGCUCCUUCAACAUCAGAUAAUUCCUCACAUUUGCCAUCAAUAAAAGAUUUGCAGGUUCCUGCAACUAAUAAUGAUCCUUAUGAACGUAUUUUAGGAUGGGAAUUCGGUAAUGUGAAUGUUCCUGGUACAAAUCCUUAUAUUUCUUCUAAAGAAAGUGAUUCUUUGGAAUUAAUAAAUUUAACCUCAUGGGAUAAAGAAGAUAUAAUCAAACAAAAUGAGGAUGUAAAAGAUGAAAUAGAAGAACAGCAGCAAGAAAAACAAGAAGAUGAAGAAGGAUUUGAAAGUGAUUUAAAUGAAGUAGCAGAAACGAACGAAGAAGAUCAAGAUGAAAUUCUGGAAGAAGAUGAAGAAGAUGAAGAAGAUGAAGAAGAAGAAGAAGAAGAAGAUGAGGAUGAAGUAGAAGAAAAUAUUGAAGAAGAGAAAGAAAAAAAAGAUAGGGAAAACACAGAAUCGGAAAAACAAGAAAAGGAGGUAAAAGAGAGUGAACAACAUACGGAAAAAGGAAAGGAAGGAAAAAAAGGUUCAACGAGAGAUGCAGAUGAACAUCAAAUACUAUCAGUAAAUUAUAAGAACAAUAAUGACUUAAGAAAAGGUGCCGAAACUAUAGUAAAAAAAUUAUUUAGUUUAUUUAAUGAAAAUAAUAAUUUAGAAACUAUGUUUAAAGAUUUGACAAAAGAUAUGACAAGUUUGUUUCAACAAUAA